This is a messenger RNA of Rhinolophus ferrumequinum (greater horseshoe bat), 3287 nucleotides long. RefSeq names its product biogenesis of lysosomal organelles complex 1 subunit 6 (gene BLOC1S6). Gene Ontology annotation, cellular component: transport vesicle; BLOC-1 complex; extrinsic component of membrane. NCBI's taxonomy places the organism in Eukaryota, Metazoa, Chordata, Mammalia, Chiroptera, Rhinolophidae. The record is from RefSeq and is a predicted model, not a curated record. The coding region runs from base 116 to 634 and encodes 172 amino acids. The transcript is spliced from 5 exons. Gene Ontology annotation, biological process: intracellular transport.
ACUUCCGGGUGCCACCGCUGAUUCUGUCCGACUGGGCGCUUGUAGCGUUUGGUCCCUCCUUCCUGCACCUGACCAUCUACACAAGUGCCCCUUCCCUGUUCCCAGCGGCAGGGACAUGAGUGUCCCUGGGCCGCCGCCCCCGGAUGGGGUCCUGGCAGGACCACCCUUCGGCCUGGGGCCCGGGGAGCCGACGCAGGGUUUAAGUGACACUUCUCCAGAUGAAGGGUUAAUAGAGGACUUCCCGGUGGAAGAGAAAGCUGUGGAGCAACUGGCGGAAGGAUUGCUUGCUCACUACCUGCCAGACCUGCGGAGAUCAAAACAAGCCCUCCAGGAACUCACACAGAACCAAGUUGUAUUAUUAGACACACUGGAACAAGAGAUUUCAAAAUUUAAAGAAUGUCAUUCUAUGUUGGAUAUUAAUGCUUUGUUCACUGAAGCCAAACACUAUCAUACCAAGUUGGUGAAUAUAAGAAAAGAGAUGCUGAUGCUUCAUGAAAAGACGUCAAAGUUAAAAAAAAGAGCACUUAAACUGCAGCAGAAGAGGCAGAAAGAAGAGCUGGAAAGGGAGCAGCAACGCGAGAAGGAAUUUGAAAGAGAAAAGCAGUUAACAGCCAAACCAGCCAAAAGGACAUGAAAAGUUGAAUGUGUUUGUGUGUUCUUCCUUCCCCUGUCGCAUAUUCUUGGAUUUAAGAUGACCUAAGUGUAGACUGAAGAUAAGGUUGUGCCUUACACCACUGUGUUCUGUUUGAAAUCCUUUCCCCAGGAAUGCUGUCUCUGUCUUCAUUUUAGCCAUUCCAGAAGCUUUGAUUUUUUUGAGUAAAAGACUUAAUGUCACUUGGUUUGGAUAUUUGUAUGUAAUUUUUCAACUUCGGUUUUGCUGCAUUUUAAAAUUCAUUAUUUUGGCCUUGAAUCAUUUAUAAACUGGUAAAUGGUCUGAUUGUUUUAACGGUUUAGACUAAGCGCUUAAAAAUUAGUAUGAAUUUUUUAGAUUCUUAAGUGUGAAUUUAAAAGUUUUGGUUUCUUAUUUUAUGAAAUGACUUGCCUUUCUGGCAGUACAAUUCUGGUUUCUGGCAGUUGCUUUUUCAUUGUUUGGUUAAGAAGGAAUGCCAACUGUUUAAUCACAUAAGCCACUGGAAAAGCGGUGGUAUAUAAGCCUUUGUGAAGAACAUGAUAGAAAAAUGUGUUCCCAGGAAAUAAUAGCAUCUAAGACAUUGGAUAGGGUGAGCGAGAUGCCAGAUAGAUUCCACUAACCAUAUACUUUGUCUUCUUCCUAGCAUUGUCGUUGCUGUUUAGCUCUUAUGUAGCUUCUGGGUUCAAAGGAGAUUACAUCUGUUCCGAAAGUUUGGCAGAGGUGGAGAUAGAGCUUUCACACACUGUAAUAUGCUUAAAUAUUUAUAAUACUUUGUAAGGUUCGUCACACACUGAGAUAGAGUUGUCAAGUUGAUAAGAUAGUGAGCCCACCUUUCCAGAUGGAAGAUCCAACCACUAGUUCUGUCUAUCCUCUGAUUUGCUGCGUGGCCUUACAUGUGGUUACUUUUUCUUUGCUUUUAAAAAAUUCUUAAAGUAGAAUGAUAUAUACCAACUAUCCAUUUUAUAGAUAUUGACAAGAAUUGUGGAAAAUUAGUAAAUAGCUUCUUCACGAAAGAAGCAGCAUGAUACCUUUAGUGUGUACUAGACCCCCCCUUCCCCGAUAUCCUAAGUAGAAACUUACGUGAGGGAAAUAUUAUGAAAUUUCAUUGUUUAAGAUUGAGAGUAUCUUAGUCACUGUUUUAGUAUUAUUUAAUAUCCAACUAGUCUCCAAUCUCUAUUACAUAGAGACUAUGUAGACCCUGUAAAAAUGUUGAUUAGAAUGUGAUCUUUUAUAAUCUACAUUACAUUUUAGGUAAGCUGGAAUCCCUACCUCUGAUCACAUAUCACGCUAAUUAAUGAUGGAGAAGGCUUUAGAUUUGAGUGCUAAGAACUAGUCUGUUGAAAGCCUUUCCCUUCUUUAGAAUGAAUGAAUUAUGAUCUCUCAAUUCACUUGACUUUGACCUUAUAUUUAAGAAUAUAUUUUAUUUUAAAGGGCUACACGUUGCCUUCAGUUACCAGCUAAAACUGUCUAUGGCAGGAUUCAUUAGUGCUUGCAGGACAAUGUCACCUGAAUUGCUGAAUGGACUCAUUUAUAACCUGACAAAGGCAUUGCAUUGUUUCUUAGAGUGGUUUGUGGACCAACUGCAAUGAGUACUUAAAAGUUGGUUCUUGGAUACCUCUCUCCAUCUGCUGAAGCAAGUCUGUUUUUCUUUUUUUUUUUUUUUAAAGUUUCCCCAAGUAAUUCUGAUGCACCUUAAAAGUUGAGAACCACUGGUCUAGUGGUCUGAGUCAGAGGUUCCUACACUAGGCUGCAUAUCAUUAUCACGUGGGAUCUUGAAAAACAACAACAACCAGACAUUCAGGAAGAUUCUAACUCAUUAGUUCUGAGGUGGGGCCCAUGCAGAAUUUAAAGAGCUCCCCAGAUAAUUAUGAUGCAAGGAACUACUACUACUGGUCUAGAUUACCUAGUGGUUUGUAUUUAUCAGAAGUGAAAUAGUUUAAAAGCCACCCAGUAACUCUUGGGAUUAAUUUUAUGAAAUAUGUUCUGAACUACAGUUUUGAUACAAAGUCAGAUUUAAGAUUGAAAUAGGUGGCAGGCAGGAAAGAUACAAAGAAUUCUAGUUAAUUAAUUGAACUUCUAUGAUCUAUCUUAAAAUAAAUUACGUUUAUUGAAUGAAUGGCAAGGAACAUAUACUUUUGAAUUGUAUUAUUUAAAUUUUGAAGAUUUUUAAAAUGUCAAGAAUAUAUAUUAGCACUCACUAUUUUUAGGUAAAUUGUAAAUCUGAAGUAGUUACUUUGGUAAUCAAAAUCUAAAACUUUAGCUAUAUUUUAGUAGCAUAGAAACAUAUCUUACUGACUAAACCUGAACAGAACCCUUACAAUUAGUUUUACUGUAUUUUUUGCACAAAAGAAUGAAUUUGUGCUAAGGUUGAAAACUGUGGCUUUUGUUUUUUUGUUUGAAAAAAAUUGCCUUUAUUUUGAAACUAUAUCACAUAUGUAUUGAACUGAGUUUUGUAUUUACUUGGUAGAAGUUAUCAUGUAGAUAUGCAGAUAUGGAAUGUAACAUGGAUUGUGUCCUCAGUGAAUUAUUGGGUAGGUACAGUUUAUAAAUGUACCAGUUAUUCACCCUCAUACAUUUGUCUGAUUUUGAGCUUGUAAAAUGAGAACUACUUUUUACACGUUAUUAAAAGCCUCUGAAUUAUCCAAAGUUGUGGAUC